This is a messenger RNA of Anopheles bellator, 3662 nucleotides long. It is a transcript of the gene wap, whose product is annotated as DDB1- and CUL4-associated factor 7. Gene Ontology annotation, cellular component: nucleus. The record is from RefSeq and is a predicted model, not a curated record. Gene Ontology annotation, molecular function: protein binding. The coding region runs from base 711 to 1745 and encodes 344 amino acids. Lineage: Eukaryota; Metazoa; Arthropoda; Insecta; Diptera; Culicidae. The transcript has 3 exons.
GCGAUGUACGAAAAAACGUGCUUCAGUUAGUUUGUCCUCCGGCUGCGACAAAUGGUUUUUCUUUGCCGCCCUGUGACCACACCACACGUUAGUCCAAUCAACAUCCACUUGCUUUGCAUGAACUGAAGUGAAGCUGUCUCUGCACUCAACCACCGGCAAAAUGCCUUCCCGUCCACUGGCAAUGUGAUCAAAACAAAACCCACACCGUUUCUGUCACUGAUUUUCCACAAUGCCAUGCGAAAAGUGGCUUUAGCUUCCUAACAGACAAGGAUCGUGCCUGCAAACGACUGGGAACAAGGAGAUGAUCCCGGAGCGUGGAAUUUUACCUUCAGUGCUUCAUUUUUUCGCUGUGCAAAGGGGUAGGAACGAGGCCUCUCGAACGAUGCGCUAUAAGCUCUUCAACACGUCCAAAUCAUACGGAGAGCGGUAACCGCCCACCGGUUGUAGCUGCCGGAUACUGACGAUGCUCAUUAGGUGGUUCUACUGGUUUUGAAUAACCUAGAAUAUUCCGCAACGUUAGCGACGACGGUAAGGAUUGUAAGCCGACGCGGAGAACCAGCAUUUCUAAACAUUUGGGUGCCGCCACCAACACGUCCACAAUAGUGUUGCCAGAACAGGAGUCAAUUUCGUUUGCAAAAAACCCAAACGCCCAAACGAAGCCAUCAACACCCAUUUACCGAGCCAGCAUCCUACCGUUGAUCGGAAGCGAAAUGUCUGGAACUACGGGAAAGCGUAAGGAAAUCUACAAAUAUCUUGCUCCAUGGCCACUGUACUCGAUGAACUGGUCCGUGCGACCAGACAAGCGGUUUCGACUUGCCCUCGGCAGCUUCGUCGAGGAGUACAAUAACAAGGUCCAAAUCAUCAGUUUAGACGAGGAUACGAGCGAGUUCAGCGCUAAAAGUACCUUCGACCACCCAUACCCCACAACGAAAAUUAUGUGGAUUCCUGAUUCGAAAGGUGUCUAUCCGGAUCUGUUGGCAACGAGUGGCGAUUACUUACGGCUAUGGCGCGCGGGAGAACCAGACACACGACUUGAGUGCGUGCUAAACAACAACAAGAACAGCGACUUUUGUGCCCCACUCACCUCGUUCGACUGGAACGAAGUCGAUCUCAAUCUGGUCGGAACUUCGUCGAUCGACACCACCUGCACGAUUUGGGGCCUCGAGACAGGCCAGCCGCUAGGGCGCGUUAAUCUCGUUUCCGGUCAUGUCAAGACGCAGCUGAUCGCACACGACAAGGAAGUGUACGACAUUGCUUUCUCGCGUGCUGGUGGCGGUCGCGAUAUGUUCGCUUCUGUCGGUGCCGAUGGCAGCGUCCGGAUGUUUGAUUUACGCCACCUCGAGCACUCAACAAUCAUCUACGAGGAUCCUGCACACACCCCGCUUCUGCGUUUGGCGUGGAACAAACAGGAUCCAAACUAUCUAGCAACAGUCGCGAUGGAUAGUUGCGAAGUAAUAAUACUUGACGUACGCGUCCCAUGCACACCUGUUGCACGACUCAGCAACCACCGAGCGUGCGUAAACGGUAUUGCCUGGGCCCCACACAGCUCUUGUCACAUCUGCACGGCAGGCGAUGAUCACCAGGCUCUGAUCUGGGACAUACAGCAGAUGCCCCGUCCCAUCGAAGAUCCAAUACUGGCGUACACGGCAGCCGAAGGCGAAGUCAAUCAAAUACAGUGGGGAGCCACGCAGCCCGACUGGAUAGCAAUCUGUUACAAGACGGCAUGCGAAAUACUGCGCGUUUAAGUAGGAAGCGUGUGAGGAGAGUAUCGAAGACUGCACUACCGGACGAAAGAGUAAGCAGCGCUAACACAACGACAAGAAAGAGAGUAAGUGAGCUGACGCCAUGUAUGGCGUUUCCGCAGGUCCGCGCACAGCCACCACCAACACUAUUCACGGGUUUCAAAGACUGGCACCGAUUGGAAGCAGGCUGAAGGACAAACAUUAAGUAAUGUUUCGAUUGCGAGUAUAAUGUAUAUUGAAUGGUCCCUAUGGGAUGGAUGGUGCAACAGGUUCAUGAGCAUGAGUGCAUGAGCAAAGGUAGAAGGUGACGCUGGGCGAGUGGUUGCUCACUCGUACUCAAUUAGAUCGGGAUUUACAGUGGAUGGCGAAAAUAACUUUAGUUCUAGAACACAAAAGAUUUAUAUCACGUUAUUAAUGUUCAAAAAUUAAAAUAAUGUUCUCUAGCAUUAUUACCGAGCAAAACGAAGGAAAUUGGCGUGAAAACUGAAAACUUCAAGCUUGGAACUUAAACUAAGGUUAUUUUCGCCGUGCUCAAAUUGAUCUAUGGGCGCAAAUGGCCGCACCAGUCUACUAGAUUACAUCUUAACGUCAUUUCAUCGUCCACAUUUUAGUCUUAUGCCCGGUCCACACGCUACGAUACCGAUGCGAUAUCUGCGUAAGUGACGUCUCUCGGAGACGUCAUUAAUGUCACUGUGUGCGUGUGGACUGGGCAUUGGAACCUCAAUCCAAUAUUUAACGUCUCUAAAGAGCCAUUCAAAACGAAGAUGUGCUCAUAUUUUCACAUAUUAUUCAAAUGUUUAGGAGCUAAAGCUAUUUUCGCCAUCCACAGUAUAUGCUACUAAAGAGUGCAUAGGUCAUCGGCUGAAUUUAUAAGCCCCUAUACCCGAUCGCUCGAAAUCGUGACAGGUUUAAAUAUCCCAUUAUCGUAGCUUCUAGAAAAGGCGUUAGGACUUCAUACGUGCCGCUAAUUUUUGUAAAAUAUUCAAUUGUAUAUCUAAGAUUUAAAAAAAUAUAUAAACUUAUAGACACAACUAGAAUACAGUAUGUGAUGUAUGAACACUAGAACAACAAUGAAACACAUAAAACUUUGUGUUCUUAUCAAUGUUUUUCUUCCCGCUGUGAGGGACGUGCAAUCAAGUGCGCACAUAUGUGCUCACUUCUUUUCCUUCACUUUGAACCCAUGUGUAGAACGACACCUCCGUACCAAUCGUUUACUGUAUCCAUCCGAUGGUUUCCCACAAAACUUAAUAGCGGCAACAUUUCGUUAUCAGUUGUGGUCGUUUGUACUACUCUCUGGGCUGCUUUCGCUACACUAUGAUAUUCCAAAAACAACUAACGGCCAAAACGUUUAGACAAACCUCGCAUCUGACUUCCUACGGAUAAGCAAUGACCGUAGCUGCGUAGGAAGAAAACAAUAGUUGUUUAAUUUUAUUAGCUCCUUCGUGCAAGCGUUCUUAACAUUAAUAAUGCAAAAAUUAUUUGUAAUUCAGUUUAGUUAAGUUCAUUACAAAAAUGUUCAAUAAUGUGACUAGUAGCAACAAAAAUCACACAAUAAUCCAUUAGCAAAUCUUUGAAUAUGCCUGUUUAGAAGUAGUACAGAAUGCCUCUCAGAUCUACAUAUAAUUGGUGACGAACGAUUCAUCAUUGUUUUUUUUUAUUUUACUAAAAAUAACGCAAUGCCAAUUUACAUUUAAACAGAACGAAAUAAUAUCUCACAUGUUAAUAAAAACAGAACCUUACAAAAAGCAAUGUGUUCAAUAAAUAAGGUCAAAAUAAUAGGAGCACAACUAUGCCUCUCGCCCUCUCUAGCCGCGUUCGGAGAGUUAUUAUAUUAGAAGUAUGUUUGUCACGGUAGGUGUAGGAUUAGGUGAUUGCCUUUGCGAGCAAUAACUUUCUUCCAUUUUUUCAGGCGAUUCCUAG